AUGGAGGAUGUUGAUAUGACUGGUGUGGGUUCUGAGGGUACUCAGAAGGUACACAAGGGUCAAACGGCUCCACAGAAUCAGAAGGGGGAUAAUGCUGAAAAGAAUGAGAAAGUCAUAGAUUCUGAUUCGGACGACGACGAUCCAAUUGUUUGCUCCUAUGACAUUUAUAUCAAGCCAAGAGCCACUGCGGACCGUCAAUUUGUGGUUAUGCAAUUCCCCAAUCGCGACUCGAGCCAACCAUACAACGAAAAGUCCGAGAGUGCGCCUCUGGCCAUCCGAAUGAAACCAAAAGCUGGCAUGUUUGAGAUGGACGUCCCAGUUGACCCAUGGCACAAUUACGACAGGCUGAAGGGUGUUGUCAUGGGAGAUGCUCUAAGCAAGAGCGAAAACCUAAAGGGGGCUGGGAGUCACGGAUUGGCAUCUGGUUUUAGUAUCGGAGCUCAACCAGCAAGUAGAGGGCGUCAGAGGACUGCGGCAAAUGAAGAACUUGACCCGCAGCCUCUUAUUGGAAACUUCGAAAACUCCGUUCGCAAUCGUAAGGUCUUGGCAAAGCAGACUUUAGGUGGACAGUCAGUACCGAAGAAUGGAAUCCGCCCUCAGUAUAUGGUUGGUGUCUUUCAAGGCGAACAACUACAUCUCACACCUGUUGACCAUUUCGUUCAGAUGCGGCCACAGUUUCAUCACAUCGAUGCUUUGGCUGAGGCCGCAGCUCGUGCCCUCCCUCGGGCCGUAGUUGCUCGUCCACAGGAAGCACGUGCCGUUCAUCUGACAGCAAAGUCUUCGAUUGAUGGCGAGGAAGAAAAUGACGAGACCAUGGCCGAUCGUAUUGCAGCUGUUCAGGCCGAACCGUGGAACAGCUUCCGGGUGGUUGAUGAAAAUAGUGACGAGGCCUGGGCUUCUUUCUAUGACACCAUGUUCGUGGGUGCCGACACUGGUCUUAAAUCAAACGAGGAGCUGCGUGCGAAUAUUCCUAAGCUCAAAUCCGUCUGGAGUAAUGCCGAGUACUUGGAGGCUAUUGCUCCGAAACGGCAGACAGUCAAGGCAAAGGACAAGAAGUUGAAGGGGAAAGAAGUGGUGGCAGAAGAAGAUGACUUUGAUUUGUCUAAUUUGGAAGAUACGGACAGCGAGUGA
Lachnellula hyalina is the source of this 1131-nucleotide messenger RNA. RefSeq names its product DNA-directed RNA polymerase III subunit (gene rpc37). Gene Ontology annotation, biological process: DNA-templated transcription. Gene Ontology annotation, cellular component: RNA polymerase III complex; nucleus. The record is from RefSeq and is a predicted model, not a curated record. Bases 1 to 1131 code for a protein of 376 amino acids. The transcript has 2 exons. Lineage: Eukaryota; Fungi; Ascomycota; Leotiomycetes; Helotiales; Lachnaceae.